CGCCGGCGGCAACCGCUCUACCACGCGAAAGGGGCUGUGGGAAAGCGGUGAGGCCGCGCGCGUGCGCAGUGCAGACCGGCCGCUAGCUGCCGAAGUCUCGCGAUAGCGCCGGCUUAAUCGUUGGAACCUGCCGCGGCUCUGACUUUCCAUCAUGGCGCUCAAGUUGGUGACGGCCGCAGGCGCCGCUGCAAAGGCGGUGUUCAAGCCGAUUUCCCUCAGCCGUCCUCGGGAGGUUCUAAGCACGCAUGAGGCCACCUGGAGGAGCAUCUCCUCACAACAAGCAAUUCCUCCGUCGGCGAAAUAUGGUGGGCGCCACACAGUGACCAUGAUCCCGGGGGACGGAAUCGGGCCUGAGCUCAUGUUGCACGUCAAAUCUGUGUUCAGGCAUGCGUGUGUGCCGGUGGACUUUGAGGAAGUGCAUGUGAGCUCCAACGCCGACGAGGAGGACAUCCGCAACGCCAUCAUGGCCAUCCGUCGGAACCGCGUGGCCUUGAAAGGCAACAUUGAAACCAACCAUAACCUGCCACCCUCCCACAAAUCCCGAAACAACAUACUUCGCACCAGCCUGGACCUCUAUGCCAAUGUCAUCCACUGUAAGAGCCUGCCGGGAGUGGUGACUCGGCACAAGGACAUAGACAUCCUCAUCGUGCGGGAGAACACGGAGGGCGAGUACAGCAGCCUGGAGCAUGAGAGCGUGGCAGGAGUGGUGGAGAGCCUGAAGAUCAUCACCAAGGCCAAGUCUCUCCGUAUUGCUGAAUAUGCCUUCAAGCUGGCCCAGGACAGUGGGCGCAAGAAAGUGACAGCUGUACACAAGGCCAACAUCAUGAAACUGGGUGAUGGGCUUUUCCUGCAGUGCUGCCGCGAGGUGGCGGCUGGCUACCCUCAGAUCACUUUCGAGAGCAUGAUAGUGGACAACACCACGAUGCAGCUGGUGUCCCGGCCCCAGCAGUUCGACGUCAUGGUGAUGCCCAAUCUCUACGGCAACAUCGUCAACAACGUGUGUGCAGGGCUGGUUGGGGGGCCAGGCCUUGUGGCUGGGGCCAAUUACGGCCAUGUGUACGCAGUGUUCGAGACGGCUACCAGGAACACGGGCAAGAGUAUCGCUAAUAAGAACAUUGCCAACCCCACAGCUACGCUGCUGGCCAGCUGCAUGAUGCUGGACCACCUGAAGCUCCACUCCUACGCUGCCUCCAUCCGCAAGGCUGUCUUAGCAUCCAUGGACAAUGAAAACAUGCACACCCCAGACAUUGGGGGCCAGGGCACCACGUCGGAAGCCAUUCAGGACAUCAUCCGCAACAUCCGCAUCACCAACGGCCGGGCUGUGGAGGCCUAGACGGCAGCGGCG
Ochotona princeps (American pika) is the source of this 1345-nucleotide messenger RNA. It is a transcript of the gene IDH3G, whose product is annotated as isocitrate dehydrogenase (NAD(+)) 3 non-catalytic subunit gamma. The coding region runs from base 152 to 1333 and encodes 393 amino acids. The record is from RefSeq and is a predicted model, not a curated record. Gene Ontology annotation, cellular component: mitochondrion. Gene Ontology annotation, molecular function: NAD binding; magnesium ion binding; oxidoreductase activity, acting on the CH-OH group of donors, NAD or NADP as acceptor. Gene Ontology annotation, biological process: tricarboxylic acid cycle; isocitrate metabolic process. Lineage: Eukaryota; Metazoa; Chordata; Mammalia; Lagomorpha; Ochotonidae. The transcript has 13 exons.